AUGACCAAGUCUGAUAAAAUACUAACCACUGAAUAUCUGAAUUGGCAUGCCAAAUUAAGUGGGUUACCAAGCAUUUUGACAGAUAAGAUUCGUUCCAAUUUAUAUAAAAGAUAUAAAAAAAAAACUGGAAAUGAGCCAUGGCAAUUAUCAGAAGUCAUGACAAGUAUAUCAGAAAAAUCUCAAGCCUCUGAUUUCAAGCCUAUCACUUUCGAAGCCAAACCUGAUCCAGAAUUAAUUAUCAGAACCAUGUUAGAGCAUUUCACAUACUUGAAAUUCCGAAAUAGUUUCAGAGGAAUUGAUAAUUAUAAUUUUGCAUCAUCUCAGCCGUGGAGCUCACCAUUUCCUAUUUGCGAUGGAAAACAUGGGAAUUAUGGAUUACAUGGCGAAUGGUACUGCGAGAAUGGGAAUCAGUUCCCUUAUGAUCCUGAAUUAGCGAAGUUGUAUUCCCAAGAUAAGUUGGAAUAUUGUCUUACUUGCUUCACUUCAAGCAAUAAAUUCAAAUUCGCGAUUGUGGCUUAA
This is a messenger RNA of Rhizophagus irregularis DAOM 181602=DAOM 197198, 519 nucleotides long. RefSeq lists its product as uncharacterized. The record is from RefSeq and is a predicted model, not a curated record. NCBI's taxonomy places the organism in Eukaryota, Fungi, Glomeromycota, Glomeromycetes, Glomerales, Glomeraceae.